Cuscuta campestris is the source of this 1843-nucleotide messenger RNA. Lineage: Eukaryota; Viridiplantae; Streptophyta; Magnoliopsida; Solanales; Convolvulaceae. The record is from the annotation of a GenBank genome assembly.
CGUGAAUCCUAUAGGUUGAGCGACCGGGAAAGUUCAAGAGAUGAUGUAUAUCGGCGGUGUCCAGGACGAAGCCGGCAACCAAGCCGCCGCCGCCGCCGUGCAGAGCUACGGAGGACUAGAAUCCAGUCCUUUCCAGCCACCAAUGACGCCGCUACCGCCAGACUUCUCCUUAAGAGGCAGCGACGCCUUUGCCGCGGCGGGGUACUUCGACUACUACCGCAGAGAUGACCAAUUCGGCUCCGCCUCCUCUUCCGCCGCCGCCGCCCCUGGCCCAGUGUACUUCAACGACGGCCAGGACUUGAACUCCAUAGUUUCGGCCGGGUUUCGUCCCUUCUUCGCCAAUUCCGUACCGGAAACGGGCGGUUUGGCCGGAUCUCACCAGGCGGGGAUUACGAGCCCCGGCGGCGAGGGGUUAACGGCGGAUCAAUGCCUUGACCAGCUGUUGUACGGUUACAACCACCCCACCGGCACUCCGUCAUUCGGCGGCGAUGCUCUGGCGUCACAGCCGCCGCCGGUCUUCUCCGUCGAGCCUCGGAGAGGAAAGAAGGGUGGCGAUGCACCCGGGCAAAGAACUUCAAUUUACCGCGGCGUAACAAGGCACAGGUGGACCGGAAGAUACGAAGCGCAUCUAUGGGACAACAGCGGUAGAAAAGAAGGAAAUCCCAGGAAAGGGCGGCAAGGUGGAUAUGACGACGAGGUGAAGGCUGCUCAGUCAUAUGAUAUGGCUGCUAUAAAGUACUGGGGUUCAGAUGCGAUCACCAAUUUCCCUGCCUCAGACUAUAGCGAAGAGAUGGAAGAAAUGAAGGACCUGUCUAGGCAGGAGUUCAUCGCCACCUUGAGGAGGAGGAGUAGUGGCUUUUCGCGAGGAGCUUCCAUUUAUCGCGGCGUUACAAGGCAUCGUCACCAAGGACGUCGUUGGCAGGCGCGGAUUGGGCGUGUAUCUGGGAAUAGGGAUCUCUACCUUGGAACAUUUGCCACGGAGGAGGAAGCGGCGGAGGCGUACGACAUAGCGGCCAUCAAGUUCAGGGGAACGCGUGCGGUGACAAACUUUGAGAUUAGCCGGUACGACAUUGAGACCAUCCUGACCACCACCCUCCCCAUCGGCAACGGCGCCAAGCGCCAGAAGCUUGGCGCCGCCGCCGCCGGAGGGGGCGGUGAUGAUCUGGAUCGGCCUCAAGAGACUAGCGGGGCCCACGAGGCGGGAGCAAUGCCGUAUGACGGCAGGGUUGGUUUUGGGGACGACGGCAUCUUCAGUAACUUCGGCAUGGUCCAGUCCCCGGUCCCCAGCAACCCGGUUCCCGGCCCGGUUCUGCCCGGUCCGGUUGUUCAAACUCAUCCCUGGUAUUACAACGGCCCCUUAUUAUGCCCCGGUCACCACCCGGUCGUCAACUCGUCGGUCGGCUCUUCGGCUGAUUCGCCUGGGCCCGCGGCAUUCGAUUUGGUGACCCCGUCAAUGCCACCAUAUGGUGAUGAGUUCUUCGUGUUUCCCCCUCCACCGGAUCAAUUAAAUGACAGCUACAUUAAUAUUGAUUACCAUGUUGGAACAACUCCAACAAGAUCAGAUUACUAACUGCUAUUAUUGAGUAAUUUUUUUGGGGGCAAUCUCUAAUUAUAUAUAGGAAUUAUUUUCGAAGUGUGUUUUGGUAGUUUAAUUUCGAACUGAUAGGAUCCCCUCUUAUGUUUAUGAGACUGCUAAGAAGCCAUAGUGACUUCAUUUCUGAGUAUUGGAUUUUUAUUGGAUGGCCCAACAUAUAUAGAUAUCCCCAUAAUAAUUGAGGGCAAACUGCCCUUGUUUUUAAGGGAUGGCUUUAUUUUAUAAACAAAUUAAAGAGUAAAUUCCAUA